AUGGGGCAGAAUUUGUGGAUCUCGAAGGACUUUCUGGCCUAUCGUGGUGGCCACAAUGGAUCGACUUUCCGGGCGCUGCGCCCCGUUUUUACGGUGGCGCGGAUAUUUUCCCUCCUGCCCGUCGGCGGGGUUUUCGGGGACUCCCUGAUGGAUCUGCAGUUCAAGUGGUUCACCCUCGGGAUCCUUUACUCGCUGAUCGUGAUCACUUUUGUCGGCUUCAUGACGAUAAUCGCAGCGCUGAAGUUCCUGGAAGAAUCUCUGACGUUCAACAACAUUGUCUCCGUGUUCUUCUAUCUCUACAACUUCUCUGCCAUUGUGAUCCUGGUGAGCAUCGCCAGGAAGUGGCCUGAGCUGAUGGUGUAUUGGCACACGGUGGAGAAGAAUCUGCCGCAGACGGAGCAUCUGUGCGGCAGGAGAUCUCUGCGGACGCGUCUGCAUCAGCUGGUGACUUCUGUCCUGCUCCUGGCGGCCGUUGAGCACGGCCUGUCCAUCGCGGCGACCAUUGAGAAGUCCCACAGAUGCCUGAAGUUCCACUCAACCUACCUGGAGCACUACUUCCGCGAGUCCCUGCCGCAUCUCUUCAUGAUCUUCAACUACCAUCCGCUGCUGGGCUGGUUCGGCUACCUCAUCAACUUCUACUGCACCUUCGUGUGGAACUUCAUGGAUCUCUUCAUCAUCGCCAUCAGCAUCGCUCUGGCCACGCGAUUCAAGCAAGUCAACGCGAAGAUCGAGCAAGCGCGCGGCAAAAUCAUGAGCGAUCUGUUCUGGAACACUCAGCGGAAUCACUAUCAGCAGGUUUCCACGCUUGUCCAGGAAGUGGACAACGUCAUCUCCAGCCUCAUCUUCCUGUCCUAUCUCAACAAUCUCUACUUCGUGUGCGUCCAAUUGCUUCACAGCCUCAAUCCAAUGGAGGAUUACAUUCAAAUAAUCUACUUUUGGUAUUCACUGAUUUUCCUCAUUCUGCGAACCUUCGGAGUCUCUCUGUACUCCUCGAAGAUUCACGAUCAAUCCAAGAGGCCGGCAGAAGUCAUCCGAUCAGUGCCAACGCCGGGCCUGAGCAGGGAAACUAAGCGAUUCCUCGAGGAAGUCACAAAUGAACAUGUCGCGCUCACGGGGAAGAAGUUCUUUCGCCUCACCAGAAAGCUCAUUCUCAAGAUCACUGGAACGAUCGUGACGUACGAAUUGGUGCUGAUUCAAGUGAGUCCUGGCGGAAAGGUGACAACAGAUCACGCGGGAAAUCCAAAUCUCUGCCGAUAGAAUUCAUAAAUU
Messenger RNA from Phlebotomus argentipes, 1269 nucleotides. RefSeq names its product gustatory receptor for sugar taste 64f-like. Bases 1 to 1257 code for a protein of 418 amino acids. Gene Ontology annotation, biological process: sensory perception of sweet taste; detection of chemical stimulus involved in sensory perception of taste. The record is from RefSeq and is a predicted model, not a curated record. Lineage: Eukaryota; Metazoa; Arthropoda; Insecta; Diptera; Psychodidae. Gene Ontology annotation, molecular function: sweet taste receptor activity. Gene Ontology annotation, cellular component: membrane. The transcript is spliced from 3 exons.